AUGUCCCGGUACAGUGAUCGUAGCGUUACCACAUGUCGGAGUUGCAGACGUCGAAAGCUGAAAUGUGAUCGAGGACGACCAGUCUGCGCGAGGUGCAGAGAAACGAGCUCCCUGUGCAUAUACGAGGAGAAGCCUGGCAGAGUUACAACAGAGUACCGCUUCGUAGAUCAGACGCCCGCAGCUUCUGGAGCCGCAGAUGCAGUCGAAAGAGGUGCGCGCUCUGAAUGCGAAUUACUGCGAAAGAUUCAAGCGCUGCUUGAGCGGUUGCGAACGACCACGGAGAUGCUGUUGCCGCAGAGGUCGCUCGGUGCUGCGGAGACUGAGAUUGGAAGCAAUACCCCGAAUUCUUCCAAUGCUGCUAGACAACGAUCGGCACACCGAAGACUCCUUUGGACAUCCUUGAGAGAGGAUGCGUCUGAGCUGCACAGCACUCUCAGCGCGGGUCACCAGACUUCACGCCGAUCUAGUGCAUCGCUAUCGAUGGGUGCGGAGCAGGGCAGGACAUCUUCCAAUAACGAAGCUGGGUCGCACGAGAGCAGGACAGAUCAGCGCAUAGACUUGAGCGCAGCCGACUGGGGAGGACUCGAAGAAUUCUUCCCAGAGCUGCAGCAUUCGGAUCGUCCUCAAAGGUCCGCAUAUUCAGAAGAGUGUUGA
Molecule: messenger RNA, 654 nt
Organism: Cercospora beticola
Lineage: Eukaryota; Fungi; Ascomycota; Dothideomycetes; Mycosphaerellales; Mycosphaerellaceae
Source: RefSeq, a predicted model, not a curated record